GUUAAAACACUAUAAAGGACUAAACUGAGUGACACACUUACUGCAGCUCUCAGCUUCUGCAUCUGCUGUUAAUCAUGUCACCAUCUACCUCAACAAGAAACACUUUUAUUUUGCUGUUUUAUCUGUUUUUUACAUGUCUGCACGUCAUCGUUAUUGGCAAUACGUGUGGCACAAAUUAUUACAAGAAACCCAAUCAAACGGUCCCGAGAUGUGAACGCUGCACUCAAGAGUGUUCUGAUGCUAAAAAUGAGAUGGAAGUUACUUCAUGCACUCAGGACACCAACAGAGUUUGCCACUGUAAGCCAGGUUUUUAUUGUACAAAAGGAAAUGAUUAUAACACGCACUGCCAUAAACCAUGUGUUCCCUGUGAGAAAGGCACAUUCUCCAGCACACCAUCUCUGAGCACCUGCAAGUCUCAUAGAGAUUGUGCUAAGUUGGGAAUGAUAAUGCUCAUGGAAGGCACAGUGACAGAGGACAGCAAAUGUGUGAAAAUCACAACAGCGACGUCAACCUUGUCCACUACCACAGAUAAUAUCAUUAUUACCAGCACUUCCAACAGCACUUCAGGAAUUCACAUCAUUGGGACAGGGGUCACUGCACAACUCACAAACGUUCCAGAAAGCCAGUCCCAUUGGCUGCUGCUACUAAUCUUGAUGUUGAUCAUUUUGUUCAUGGCUGGAUUCUGUAUGCUGAUGAAAGACGUGACAAAGAAAACCCUUUCUAAAUGCUUCGGUUUUAUAAAAGGAGGACAUGUAAGUACUUUUGUGUGAUAUCACAAUGAAUUAAAUUAACCUGAUUUUGUUCAUUUAACUGAAUGUUUAAAGGAAUACAUUUUGCUGGAAAUUUACUCAACCUCUAGGCCAUUCAAGAUGUAGGUGAGUUGUUUCUUCAUCAGAUUUGGAGAAAUGUAGCAUUGCAUCACUUGCUCACCAAUGGAUCCUCUGCAGUGAAUUGGUGCCAUCAGAAUGAGAGUCCAAACAGCUGUUAAAAGCAUCACAAUAAUCCAAAAGUAAUCCAGUCCACUCCAGUCCAAUUAGCAUCUUGUGAAGCCAAAAGCUGUGUGUUUGAAAGAAACAUUUAUCAUUAAUGCAUUUUAAAUUUCUUAAGAUGCUUCUGGACAAAAUACUAGUCCAUAAAUCCAUAAUCAGUAAAUCAGUAUAGUUAGAAGUCCAUCCCCUGUUGUGUCUCACAUCAAAAUCCACUGAUAUGUGAACAGUUUUAGACUGUUUUUGUCUGUAAACUGUGUUUGAUCUGUGCAGAUUUCUCUCCUGAUUCAGACUUUUUUUUUUUACUGGAGAAAAUCUUCUUAUGUAUAGAAGACUCGUAUUUUAUCCAGAAACGCACAGCUUUUGGCUUCACGAGAUGUUAACUGAUGGACUGGAGUGGUGUGGAUUACUUGUGGAUUAUUGGGAUGUUUUUAUCAGCUGUUUGGACUCUCGUUCUGACGGCACCCAUUUACUGCAGAGCAUCCGUUGGUGAGCAAGUGAUGUAAUGCUUCAUUUCUCCAAAUCUGAUGAAGAAACAAACCCAUCUACA
Molecule: messenger RNA, 1536 nt
Organism: Labeo rohita (rohu)
Lineage: Eukaryota; Metazoa; Chordata; Actinopteri; Cypriniformes; Cyprinidae
Product: tumor necrosis factor receptor superfamily member 1B
Exons: 7
Coding region: 75-770 (231 amino acids)
Molecular function (GO): protein binding
Source: RefSeq, a predicted model, not a curated record